GUCGGUAUUUUGCGGGCAGCUAGCUCUCCCGGCAGCUGUAAUUGCUGCUGCGGGAGAAAUUGGAGCCGCUGUCGCCGGCACGCCCGCCCUCCCCCACGGAGGAGAGCCACCGCCUCUUCUCUUGCGCUCCACAUACACCUCUCGCCGCGAGUGCCGGCAACAGUCUCCGGACCCACUGCGGUCGUCUCGUCUGGCAGUCGCUCUGCGGGUCAUUACCACAGCCGGGCAGCUGAGGGUGGUCCCCUGUCCCUAACCGACUCCUCACUUCGGAACGUCUGUUCCUUCCUCAGCCUUACUUGGGACCCACUACUCCACUGUCUUGCCAGCGAGGAGGACGACGAGGAGGAGCCGGGAGACUCACCCUUCCUCCAGGCGCUGUCGGCCCCCUCACCCGCGGGUGUGUCCUAUAAAUGGCGUCGGAAAGCGACACCGAGGAAUUCUAUGAUGCCCCUGAAGAUGUACACCUAGGGGGCGGCUACCCUGUGGGGUCUCCAGAAAAAGCUGUGCUUUCAUCAUUCAAGGAAACAGAGAACACAACAUGUGAAGUUGGAAAUGAGUCCCCUGUACAAGAAUUGAAACAAGAUAUGUCUAAAAAGAUAAUCGAAAGUAUUAUUGAGGAAAGUCAGAAAGUGCGGCAGCUUGAAGAUGAUUCUUUGGAUUCCAAAGGAAAAGGACUCUCUGAUCAGGCUACUGCCAAUCCUGCUGUGGCUGAGAUGGAACUAAGUACCAUACCUGGACUACUAGCCAUACACCAUGAACUACAGGAAGAUUCCAAAAAGGCAGACAGUCAGAAUAUAUUUGAAAAAACUGAAUUUGAAUCAAAAAAAGGUUUGCCUUCUGAUGACACCUGUGAGAAGUCAAUAGGUGAGACCACAGAGAUGAUUGAAGCAAGUUCAACUGAGCAGUUUAGUGUUCCUGAAAUGGAAACUGAAGUAUUGAACAAGGAGGAAGUAGAAGUCAAACAAGGUGAUGUUCUAGGUCCUGCAUCCUCCAAUUUUUCAGCUACUAAAGAUUUUGCUGCUGUAGAAGAAGGGGCUCCAGCCAAACCCCCAAGGCACCUCACACCAGAACCUGACAUAGUAGCUAGUACAAAGAAGCCUGUUCCUGCACGCCCACCCCCACCGACUAAUUUUCCACCUCCUAGACCCCCACCUCCUUCUCGACCUGCUCCACCACCAAGGAAAAAGAAAAGUGAACUGGAGUUUGAGGCUCUUAAAACACCUGAUCUAGAUGUACCCAAAGAGAAUAUUUCAUCUGAUUCUCUCCUAACAACAAGUAUGGCUUCAGAGAGUGCAAUUAGAGACUCCCAGCCUUCUCUUGAUUUGGCAAGUGCAACCAGUGGAGAUAAAAUAGUUACUGCCCAGGAAAAUGGAAAAGCACCUGAUGGCCAGACAAUAGCAGGUGAUGUGAUGGGCCCUCAGAGACCUAGAUCCAACUCUGGGAGAGAGCUUACUGAUGAGGAAAUUUUAGCCAGUGUAAUGAUUAAGAACCUGGAUACUGGAGAAGAAAUACCUUUAAGUCUUGCUGAAGAGAAGUUACCAACAGGUAUUAAUCCUCUUACUCUACACAUCAUGAGAAGGACAAAGGAAUAUGUAAGUAAUGAUGCAGCACAGUCUGAUGAUGAAGAGAAGUUACAGUCUCAAUCAACAGAUGCUGAUGGUGGAAGGUUAAAACAGAAAACGACUCAACUAAAGAAGUUCCUUGGAAAAUCAGUAAAGAGAGCAAAGCAUCUUGCUGAAGAAUACGGUGAACGUGCUAUAAAUAAGGUUAAAAGUGUAAGAGGUGAAGUGUUUCACAUGGAUCAAGAUGAUCCUUCAUCAAGUGAUGAUGAAGGAAUGCCAUAUACAAGACCAGUGAAAUUCAAAGCAGCUCAUGGUUUCAAGGGACCUUAUGAUUUUGAUCAGAUCAAAGUAGUACAAGAUCUUAGUGGUGAGCAUAUGGGAGCUGUUUGGACCAUGAAAUUUUCACACUGUGGCCGAUUACUGGCCUCCGCUGGACAAGAUAAUGUAGUGAGAAUAUGGGCUUUAAAAAAUGCUUUUGACUAUUUCAAUAAUAUGCGAAUGAAAUACAACACUGAAGGACGUGUAUCACCAUCACCAUCUCAGGAAAGUCUAAGUUCAUCAAAAUCUGACACAGAUACAGGGGUAUGUAGUGCAACUGAGGAAGAUCCUGAUGACAAAAAUGCACCAUUUCGGCAACGGCCAUUUUGCAAAUAUAAAGGUCAUACUGCUGAUCUCCUUGAUCUUUCAUGGUCUAAAAACUACUUUCUGCUUUCUUCUUCUAUGGAUAAAACUGUCAGGUUAUGGCAUAUUUCUAGAAGAGAAUGCCUUUGCUGUUUUCAACAUAUAGAUUUUGUUACUGCCAUCGCUUUCCAUCCAAGAGAUGACAGGUAUUUUCUGAGUGGGUCAUUAGAUGGAAAGCUCCGCCUUUGGAACAUACCUGACAAAAAAGUGGCUUUAUGGAAUGAAGUAGAUGGUCAGACAAAAUUGAUCACAGCUGCAAAUUUUUGUCAGAAUGGCAAAUAUGCUGUAAUUGGGACAUAUGAUGGUAGAUGUAUUUUCUAUGAUACAGAGCACCUAAAAUACCAUACACAAAUACAUGUUCGAUCUACCAGAGGGCGCAACAAGGUUGGAAGAAAAAUUACUGGCAUUGAACCUUUACCUGGAGAAAAUAAGAUACUGGUAACCUCAAAUGACUCCAGAAUCAGACUGUAUGAUCUGAGAGACUUAUCACUAUCCAUGAAGUAUAAGGGUUAUGUCAAUAGCAGUAGCCAGAUCAAAGCAAGUUUCAGCCAUGACUUUACUUACCUUGUUAGUGGUUCAGAAGAUAAAUAUGUGUACAUAUGGAGUACUUACCAUGACCUAAGCAAGUUUACUUCAGUCAGGAGAGAUCGUAAUGACUUCUGGGAAGGUAUUAAAGCUCAUAAUGCAGUUGUUACAUCAGCCAUAUUUGCUCCAAACCCAAGUUUGAUGUUAUCUUUGGAUGUGCAAUCUGAAAAACCUGAAGGGAGUGAUAAAACUGAAGAUUCUGAAGUCUUAGAUACCACAAGUACUGGUACUGUGAAGACAGAAACCACGGAAGUUCUUCUCUCUGCUGACUUCACUGGAGCAAUCAAAGUGUUUAUUAAUAAAAGGAAAACUGUAUCGUAAUUUGAAAUAUCAUUUAAAAUAAACAUAUCAGUAAGUUUCUAUAUAUAUCAGAACUGAAAAAAAGUAUUAUAGUGUUUCAGACUAACAUCAUUUUUUAACUUUUAUUGAGAGUUGUUCAAAUAUAAUAUAUUUUUUGAGAGGCAGUGUUAGUGAUCUAGGAACCCCUAGACUGCUAGACUCGAAAAGAAUGUGGCUAGAUUAACAUUGCCAAGCAUUAGGCUUUAUGUUUUGUUAUGUUUGUGUUUUUGUUAUAUAAAUAUGAACAUGCGCAGGUUUCUGCAUGAAAGAUAUUAAUAUAUUAAUCACAUGUGCGUGCCUUUUGGUUACAUGCACUAAGUCUAACAAAGUUAAAUUAUUUAAGUGGCUCUUUUAGCCUCUUACUGGGGGGUAGUCAUAUUUCUAGCUCUAAAAUUUCUUUUGCACAAAAUUUCAUUUUUAAGAAAUGUGUUAUAUUUUGACCGAAUUAUUGUUUUGAAAAUGUUAUAUAGGUUUUCAAUAGGUCAAUUACCAUGUAUAAAUGUUUUUUUUUUAUAAAUUUCUCAAUUUGGGGACAAGAUUUUUUGUGGUCUAAAUUGUGGAAUUAUUCUUUCCUUUGUAAUGUGUGUAUAUAUAAUUUUUUUUCUUUGCCACACUGGAGCACAAUGUUUCUAUGUAAAGAAUUCUUUUCAUUCUUUAUCCAUGAGCACCAGGCUUUGCUCACUUAAAAAAAUAAGCCACAUUAAGGAGUGAGUCUUCUUUUUUACAAUAAUGUAAAAACAAACUGUUUACAUUUUUUUUAAAACAUUGUAGUUUUUAAAACUAAGCUGUUUUGUGUUGUGUUGUUGAAUUUGAAAGCCUUUGUAAAUAUCAAUAUAAUGAACCAAAUGAAAUAACAUCAGGGUCAGUGGAACCCUGGUCAUGUUGUUGAUGGUUAGCAUAUGUUUCUGAAAAUUAAAUAUAUUAAAGUUGGUCAUCCACACUUGUUAAA
This is a messenger RNA of Jaculus jaculus (lesser Egyptian jerboa), 4116 nucleotides long. It is a transcript of the gene Wdr44, whose product is annotated as WD repeat domain 44. Gene Ontology annotation, molecular function: protein binding. The coding region runs from base 411 to 3149 and encodes 912 amino acids. The record is from RefSeq and is a predicted model, not a curated record. NCBI's taxonomy places the organism in Eukaryota, Metazoa, Chordata, Mammalia, Rodentia, Dipodidae. The transcript is spliced from 20 exons.